AUGUCUCAUUUAUUUCUCCUCAUCAGCCUAGUCAUAGCCCUGCUGGGCAACCUUUGUCUUGCAAGCCCGUCCGGCACCCGUGCCGUGGCUGCAAGGACCCACAAACGCGCGGACUGUACUCCCACCCUCACAGGGCUUGAGAAUACUUUGUCUGCCGAUUGGAUCCUGGGUAAAAAGCCAACCGGACAGCAGGUCCGUGUCUCCUUGAGUGCUGACAAGCAGAACCUGCGAGUGGAGUACCCGGCCUACAAGGAUUACCAAUAUGAAACGGUGAGUGUGUGGCUGGGGACCGGGGCACCCACCGGUACCGCCCCCGGAAGCUAUCCCUGGGGUUCGAACAAGAAAUCCCCCAGAUGCACGGUCUCGGGUACCAGCGCAUCUUGUGAGAUCCCUCUGAGUGAGGCCUUGCCAAAUGUCAACCUGUGCCCGGACAAGCCCAUCAACAUUGUGACGCAUGCCAGCGUGAAAAGUCCCACGCUGGGCUCCGAAGGCGGGACCGGCGGCCUCCCGACGCAGUGCAUCAAGCUAUCCUGUAAUCCCUGGUUCACCUUCUGGACCUUCCGGACGAAGUGUGGGUGCGAUAAUCCCCCGCCGCCGCCGCCGCCGCCGCCGCCGCCCGACAACGGACAAUGGUGCGAUUUCGGCUCCGCGUUCGGGCAUUCGGCGUCCCCGCCAGGGGUUGCGCUGGAAUGCAACCCCCCUUGGGGAUGGUCAAACCAGAUCGACUCGGCCCCGCUCGGGGGCACGCUGUGGGUGGGCGCCCUCCCCAACUACAACGAUAUUAACGUGAACGCCGUCAACGUCGGGCCCUUCGUGGCCUUUCUCGAUGGUGGAAAGGUUCAUUUCAGGUACACUGUGGACGUCGAUUACAGGAUCACCGCAGUCCAUGCCCAUGUUGCCUGUCUACCUUCUCUCGCCACGUGUUCCCUGGACCAGUAUGCAAUCAAAAUCGACGGGUUGAUGGUUCAGGAGUAUGAGACCCCCUCGGUGUCUGUUGACUGCAACAAGCCGUAUAUCAUUGUGCAUGCCCGAAUCCAGAAAAAGAAAACAGAGGCUGCAUGCCCUAGUCCCAGGAACACGGGUGCGCAUUAG
Aspergillus japonicus CBS 114.51 is the source of this 1092-nucleotide messenger RNA. RefSeq lists its product as uncharacterized. The transcript has a single exon. Lineage: Eukaryota; Fungi; Ascomycota; Eurotiomycetes; Eurotiales; Aspergillaceae. The record is from RefSeq and is a predicted model, not a curated record. The coding region runs from base 1 to 1092 and encodes 363 amino acids.